This is a messenger RNA of Strongylocentrotus purpuratus (purple sea urchin), 3651 nucleotides long. It is a transcript of the gene h6pd, whose product is annotated as GDH/6PGL endoplasmic bifunctional protein. Gene Ontology annotation, cellular component: endoplasmic reticulum. NCBI's taxonomy places the organism in Eukaryota, Metazoa, Echinodermata, Echinoidea, Camarodonta, Strongylocentrotidae. The transcript has 6 exons. The record is from RefSeq and is a predicted model, not a curated record. Gene Ontology annotation, molecular function: NADP binding; 6-phosphogluconolactonase activity; glucose-6-phosphate dehydrogenase activity. Bases 118 to 2634 code for a protein of 838 amino acids. Gene Ontology annotation, biological process: pentose-phosphate shunt; pentose-phosphate shunt, oxidative branch; glucose metabolic process.
GCUUGAAAUAUUGCGUAACAGCUCAGUACAAGUCCGUCCGAUUUCGGAGCUGAGUAACGUAACUUAACCUUCAGAAAGUGUUUUCUUUGCUUAUUCAUUCAGUUCUCCAGUGUCACUAUGCCCUUGUUUAUCCGUCAUCUACCGAAAGAUGACACGAAAAGGCUCAAUUUUACGGGAUUUGUCAUGGUAGCAGCCGUGUCAUUUUGCAUUGUGAGCAGUCUCCAGCCCCGACAAGCCACGGCAUCCAGCCCUGAUGCUCCGGGUGGCAGCUCUGCUCCGGUGCCGUUGGAGGCCGAGGAGGAGCCUACUCGUGGGAGUGUCGUUAACAUCAUUGUGAUCGGUGGAACAGGAGAUCUGUCGACGAGAUAUCUGUGGCAGGGAUUUUUCAAUCUAAUCAAUGAAGAGAAGAACCAAGCCUUUCAUCUCUAUGCAGGAUCUAGGAUGCUUCAAGAAGAUGGAGAGAAGGAGAUGAAACUCAUCUUGGAGAGGAAUGUAUCGUGUAGCAAAGUCCCAGCUUCAGUUGCCAUGACACCAGAAGAGUGUGAGAGAGCUAAGGAGGUGUACAAAGAAAAGGUCACUUAUCAUAUGCUGAAGAAACCAGAGGACUACGUUGUUCUGUGCAGCAAUAUCCAACAUACGAUGCGGUCUGUGGGACUGAAGGAGGCCGGCAGGAUCUUUUACUUCUCGGUACCUGCCUUUGCCUAUGAAGGGAUUGCAGAAAACAUCAACAAAGUGUGUCGUCCAGCAGGUGAUGCCUGGCUGCGAGCAGUUUUGGAGAAACCUUUUGGACAUGAUACAGCAUCGGCCAAGAAGCUGUCUAGCGCCCUCAAGGAACAUUUAGCAGAGAAUGAAAUCUACAGGAUUGAUCACUACCUGGGCAAGACUGGAGUCCAGAGCAUUCUCCCUUUCAGGGCCCUCAACGAGAAGAAUUAUGGAGGCAUCUGGAACAGUGAGAACAUCGAGAGGGUCGAGAUAGUCAUGAAGGAGUCACUUGAUUCUAAAGGUCGCAUCUACUUCUACGACAAAUAUGGAGUGAUGAGGGAUGUGAUGCAGAACCACCUUACAGAGAUCAUGGCCCUGGUUGCCAUGGAGAUCCCUUCCAAUCUCAGCAGCAUCCAUGACUACCAGCGAGAGAAGCUUGCGUUGCUAAGCCAGGUUGAUCAUGUGACAGCAGAGCAAGCUGCAAUUGGUCAGUAUGAGAGUUACGUCGAUGAGUGGAGGGAGGAGAUGGACAAGGGCGAGGAUGACACAUCCAGCGUUCCGACGUUUGCUGGGGUUCUAUUCUUUGUUUCGAGUCCACGAUGGAAAGAUGUUCCGUUCCUGAUGCUGUCCGGUAAAAAGCUAGAUGAGAAACAGACAUAUGUUAGGAUCGUUUUUAAGAAUUCACACUUCUGCACCGUGACACCCAAUUAUGCUGAAGGCGAUCAUGCCUGCAGACAAAAGCAAAUCAUAUUUUUCAUUGGGUCUGGAAAUCAUCCAACCAUUGCUGUUAGUAGGGCGCUACGUAAACCGCAAGUCCCAAAGUCCUGGAGCAUUCCGGACCUUGACCCGGACACCAAUAUCCUAGGGUCACCGGUCAAAGACUUCUAUGCUUAUUCGGCUGGCGUAGAGUUGGAUGCUUACUCUGUGCUCAUCAAAGAAUGUUACCAUGGAAACAGGGAUAAAUUCAUUGGAAGUUCAGAGCUAGUGGCAUCCUGGGAUAUCUGGACUCCGUUACUCAGAGCGUUGGAAGACGUCCCUCCGAUGCGCUACCCAGGUGGCAAGGAAACCGGGCGAUGGCUCGACAUGGAGAUUCAGGGGAGGAGACUGAGGUCUUGUCACAAAAAUGAUAGGACAUGGAAUAUUGAAGAUUCAAACAGAUUUGGCAUGCCUUCCAUCUCGGGUAUCCCGGACACUUUCAGAUCUAACAACCUCUAUACUGGAAGCAAGGAGGAUACCGUGUCUCUGUUGGCGAAGCAUCUCCUGGUUGCGACCCAGUCUGCUAUCUCGUCUCAUGGCGCCUUUCACGUUGCCUUCCCUGGUGGGAACACACCGGAAAUGCUUUUUCUCCAUCUCUUCCUGCGCAUGAGACACACGUUUCCCUGGCGUGAAACACACGUAUGGUUGACGGACGAGCGGUGCGUCCCGCUCGAUUCCGAGCUUUCCAAUUUCAAUGUAAUCUACUCCAAACUCCUUCGGUACAUUCCUAUCCCAUACACGAACAUUCACCCCAUGCCUGUUCAGCUCGCUCACGGGUUAUGCAACUUGAAAGACGGUGGACCGGAACUAUACUCGGCUGAAAUAAAGCGACUUAUACCGGACCAACGAUUUGAUUUUGUUGUGUUAGGAGUCGGAGAAGAUGGCCACGUUGCUUCUCUUUUCCCUCACCAUGAAAUCCUUGUAGAUAAAACAAACUUUGUAUUAUUUUCUGACGGUGCCGUUCAGUCAAGUUCCCCUCGCAGAAUGACCUUGGGAUAUUCCACCAUUAAUAACUCCAGGAAUGUAGCGAUACUCAUAACGGGUGAGAGGAAGCGUUUUCUUGUUGAGAAAUUAAAGCAAACACAUUUUAAAAAUGCCACUGAAUUCCCUGUCCUUGGCGUAGCCCCUAAUAAUGGGACUCUCUCAUGGUUCAUAGAUCAUGAUGCUUUAGUUUGAUUGAGACUUUCAUUUUGUUAUUGGAACCAUGCAGUAGUGAAUAAAAUUACAGUCAAACCUGUCUACAGCGACCGCACAAGGGAAACUCGGAAAGUGGUCUUUUUAGACAGGUUCCUUUAGUACAUGUUUCAAUGAGAAACCAUUUUCAAGGGAAACAAAAAAUGUGCUUGUUGUGGACAGGUGGUCACUAAAGCAGGUUUGACUGUAUUACAUCUUGACUUUUCCCUCAUACAUGUUGCAAAUCACAUUGAAAUGAAUCCCUUUUCCCGUGGUAACCUAUUAGUCUUUUCAAUACUUUAUUUGUGAGUACUUGUUUGAAUCACUCAUUGGAGAAAAAGAGAAUGGGGGGGGGGGGGGGGGGUUACGUCCUUCUGUACCUGUAGAAAUAUGCAUAUUGUUUUUUAAGCACCUUGUUUUGCAUUCAUUGCAAAAUCAAAUACAAAGUAUUCAAAUAACAAUAACAGUAAAUUAAAUACAAUUGAAAUACACACAAAUAAAUACAUAUAUAUAUAUAUAUAUAUAUAAUUGAAAACUUGAAAAGUAAAUCGGACCAAUAAUGAGUGAGUUGUGCAUGUUUGAUAAGAGAGAUCGUUGAAUCUAUGUGAACCUCAAAUUGUCAAUUUCUUUUUUAAUGUGACAUUAGUCUCUGUUUUUGGGUGUACAAAAAAAUCAUGGUCUCUAUUUUGGCCUCUCCUUUGGAGCAGUAGUCAUGAUACAGUCAAACCUGCUUUAGAUUAGGUAUUCUAAAAAGAAAAGACCCUCUUGAUUCAUUCAUUUUGAUAAAGUUACUUAUAGUAAUUUUCGGUGUUGAAAAAAGGGCAAGUUGUCCGGUACAAAAGCCCUUUUCACACCAGAUCUGCGUAGAGUUGGGUAGUGUGGCGUACCGAGUACAUAUGUUUUAACAUGACCUAGGAAAAGAUAUUACAUGGAUAUCUUCAGAUGAGAAGAUUGUAAAUGUCAAUAUGAACAAUUAUCCUCUAUGGACAUAAUAAAGAAAUGAAAUGAAAUGAGAUGAAA